Messenger RNA from Ilex paraguariensis (yerba mate), 225 nucleotides. The record is from the annotation of a GenBank genome assembly. NCBI's taxonomy places the organism in Eukaryota, Viridiplantae, Streptophyta, Magnoliopsida, Aquifoliales, Aquifoliaceae.
AUGUCAGUGAAGAAGGUCAUGAGUUCGGAGGACGAGGUUGUGACGGAGCGGGACGGCGGGUCGAUUUUGUGGCCGGUGAAGGGGACGCUGGUCUCGAUGGUGAUGGACGAAUCGGAAGAGGUGGAGAAGAGGCGAGUGGUGGGGUUGAUUGUGGUAAGGGAUUUCAGGAGAUUGGAGCUCCUGCGAGUCAAAGCCAUCUCCGUCGUUGGAUUGCUUGACCGGUGA